AUGUCAGAGACGGGCGUCGGGAUGGCCAGCCCUGAUCAUGAGCACUUUAUGAAGCUUAGAGAAGCCAAUGAAGCCUUUUACGGUUUCGUCGAGAUCAAAGACCUCGAAUUAGAUAUUGACGAGAAGAAAGUACGCCUAGAAAAACAGGAGGAUAUGGCAAAUAUGUAUCAUCAACGCUCCAGAGAAGCAAAGACAGAGUUGACCAAGCUUCAGCAGAAUAUGGAACGUAAUGCAUUUGUGUCCGUUUUGGUUGAUGGAGACUCGAUGAAUUUUUUGGACGAGUUUGUAGAAAAUGGUGAAUUAGGGGGUCAAGAUGCCGCUCGACGCCUAAUCCAACAUGUUUCGGAGUACGUACAGAAUGAAUUGGCUGAUCUUCGCCCUGACCUCCCUGUGGUUGUCCGUGUCUACGCAAAUUUGAAGGGAUUGAGGAGGACAUACCAGGAGGCUCAUAUACUGGACGAUGAAAAUGAGUUUGAGCUGUUUGUUCGUGGGUUCAACAUGGGCCACCCCCUAUGCGAUUUUGUGGACGCUGGUGCUGGCAAGGAAUGCUCGGACGAGAAGAUUCGAGAAACUUUCAAGUUGCACGCCGGCAAUGUCCAUUGCAAACACAUCGUGUUUGCCGGCUCCACAGAUAACGGGUAUGCCCGGCUACUCGGGCCCUACAGCAGUACUACAGACUUCUGCAAGCGUGUGACGAUGCUCGAAGGACCGCCGUUCGAGAAAGAGCUCGCACAGUUGAAGGACAAAUACCGUACUACCUCAUUCCCGACGGUUUUCCGUGACACGAAACUUCCUCCAAUUCGGCGAGUUUCAUUUUCCGCCACGCCAAUAUAUGAACCGAGUCCGACAAAAUCGCCACCAAGCUAUGCCUCUGCCGCAUCCUUUAGCAGUUCGCCCCCGGCGUAUAACGGGUCUCGCCCAUCCACGCCGGCACCAGUUGAGAAAACGCCGGGAUCACCGAGCGGCGCCAACGGACCAGCUUGGUUCAAUGGUAACGGUACCGUGUGCGGGGUGGCGGUUCUGAAAAAUAAACAUGGGCAGAGAGUCGACUCUCCAAUUAAACCCUCAUCAAGCAUUGUUCAAAGUCUUAAAUCGCGAAAGCUCUGCAACCCAUACCAUCUUCUGGGCACCUGUCACUUUCUUGCCUCCACGGUUUUGUCGACAGUGAACUGGUCUGGAAUCUCGCGCCCAAUAAGGCCCAAGAAGGGCGUGCGCUGGCCAAGGGAGCAGAAACUGCGCAACCUUAUGCGUAUCCACGUUGUGAUGUACCAAUGCCAGGCUCAAGGCAGGGUUGUUGGACAGACCAUCCCUGGCUGA
Molecule: messenger RNA, 1317 nt
Organism: Histoplasma mississippiense
Lineage: Eukaryota; Fungi; Ascomycota; Eurotiomycetes; Onygenales; Ajellomycetaceae
Exons: 8
Coding region: 1-1317 (438 amino acids)
Source: RefSeq, a predicted model, not a curated record